Molecule: messenger RNA, 2000 nt
Organism: Didymella exigua CBS 183.55
Lineage: Eukaryota; Fungi; Ascomycota; Dothideomycetes; Pleosporales; Didymellaceae
Product: amp dependent CoA ligase
Exons: 4
Coding region: 128-1888 (586 amino acids)
Molecular function (GO): CoA-ligase activity
Source: RefSeq, a predicted model, not a curated record
CUAGGACGAGACGCCAGCAUUUGCAUUUGCUUUUGUAUACUGGUGAGUCGCCUUGUAUACCGGUGAAUCGCAUUGUAUACAGGUGAGUCGCAUUGUAUACCGGUGGGUCGCAUUGUAUACCGCCAUCAUGGUCUUCACAUCGCCCUCGUGGGUGCCGGCGCUGCCGCACUCGCCGCCCGACUCGAUCCCCAUCUGUGACUUCAUGCUCGACGAGCACUUUGGGCGCCACCCGCUGGGCUACUCCAACGCGCCCUUCACGUGCGGGCUGACGGGCAAGACGUACUCGGCGCUCGAGGUGCGCGAGCGCGUCGACUUCCUGGCGCGCGGGCUGGCCAAGGAGCUCGGGUUCGCGCCCAAUGCGGGCUCCGAGUGGGAGAAGGUCAUCGCCGUCUUCAGCGUCAACACGCUCGACACGCUGCCGCUGGCCUGGGCGACGCAGCGCCUGGGCGGCGUCCAGAGCCCGGCCAAUGCUGCCUACAGCGUCGACGAGCUCACGUACCAGCUCAAGAACUCGGGCGCAAAGUGCCUGUUCACGUGCGUCCCGCUGCUGGCGACGGCGCGCGAGGCCUGCCAGAAGAGCGGUAUUCCCGAGAACCGCAUCUACAUCCUCGACGUGCCCACGGCGUUCACGGGCGGCAAGGGCGUGCCGAGCGGGAUGAAGACGGUGGAUGACUUUAUCCGCGAGGGGCGCAAGCUGGACCGGCUCGAGAGGCUGGACUGGAAGGAAGGCGACGGCGCGAAGAAGGCGGCGUUCCUGUGCUAUUCCAGCGGCACUUCGGGACUGCCCAAGGGCGUCAUGAUCUCGCACCGCAACGUCAUCGCCAACACAAUGCAAAUCUGCGCCUUUGACAAGCCGUACAGAGACACGAUCAUCAACGACCUGCGCAACCAGUCCGCCUACACCGAGAUCGGGCUCGGCCUGCUCCCCAUGUCGCACAUCUACGGGCUGGUCGUCAUCUGCCACGCCUCCAUGUACCGCGGCGACGGCGUCGUGGUGCUCCCCAAAUUCGAGUUCCGCAGCACGCUCCAAGCCAUCCAGGACUACAAGAUCAACACGCUCUACCUCGUCCCGCCCAUUAUCAUCCAGAUGACCAAGAACAAGCCGCUGCUCGACAAGUACGACCUCGGCUCCGUCUCGUCGCUGUUCACCGGCGCCGCGCCGCUGGGCAAGGAGACGGCAGAGGACCUGCAAGCCAUCUUUCCCUCGUGGAAGAUCCGGCAGGGCUACGGGCUGACCGAGACGUGCACAGUGGUGACGUCGACGGCGCUCGACGACGUAUGGUUCGGCUCGUCGGGCUCGAUCCUGCCGGACAUCGAGUGCAAGAUCAUCACCCCCGAGGGCAACGAGGUCACCGGGUACGACCAGCCGGGCGAGCUGCUGGUCAAGGGGCCCGCCGUGGUGCUGGGCUACCUCAACAACGACAAGGCCAACGCCGAGACGUUCCGGGACGGGUACAUGCACACGGGCGACGAGGCGGUUGUGCGCAAGGGCCCGAACGGACACGAGCAUGUGUUUAUUGUAGACCGCAUCAAGGAGCUCAUCAAGGUCAAGGGCCACCAAGUCGCCCCCGCCGAGCUCGAAGCACAUCUGCUCACGCAUCCAGCGGUGAACGACUGCGCUGUGAUCCAAGUCCCCGACGACGAGGCGGGCGAGGUGCCCAAGGCGUUUGUGGUCAAGUCGCCGUCGGUGGGCAUGGAGGAGAGCGACCGCGUGACGGCGCGCAAGAUCCAGAAGCACGUCGAGAAGACAAAGGCACGCUACAAGUGGAUCACAGGCGGCGUCGAGUUCAUCGACGAGAUCCCCAAGUCGCCGUCGGGCAAGAUUCUGCGCCGCUUCUUGCGCGACAAGGAGAAGGAGAAGCGCAGGCUGGCGGGUAGCAAGCUGUAGGAAUGCUGUAUGAAUUGAUUACUACGUUCACCUGUGCACAAUGCAGUCGUGGGCUGGGUAAGCGCCGUCGAUGUCGUGACUUUACGUCUUGUCAGCCCUGCGCUUACAAAUG